GCUCGCUACUUGAAUGGUUUCGCUGUGGGUCUCGUAGUCGUACCAACUUUGGUUCUAAUUGGCGAAGAGGUGGAUAGCAGUAAACGUGGCAUGGCUGCGGCAUUGCUUGAGAUGGGCAGCUUUACAAUUGGUAUAUUCUUGCAAAUUUGUUGCAUAUUCGCAUACAGCAAUAGCGGUGCUAUACCCAGCUUUCAGUACAAAUUUGGUUCGACAGAGCUGCAUGGCAUCUUUGUUAUUGGUUUUGCCGUAAUAACUUUUCUACUUUCAUACUUUUUGGUCAUCGAAUCACCCGUUUAUUAUCUGCUGCACAAUGAUGAGAACCAAGCCAUCGAUUGUUUGCAUCGUCUGCAACGGCCAUUUGUUGUGACACAGGAAACAUAUCAGCAACUAGAGGAGCAUAAACGUUAUAUCCAAGAUAAUAGCUUUAACAGUGAUCUAAUGUUACCAGCACUGUUGAAAAUGUGCUUAUACCGUGGCUUGGUUUCGCUCUCCUUUUCGCCGCUCAUCAUUCUAGCGCUACUGCUGUCAACUUUGUCAUAUGCUGGUGAUGAUACGUGGCCAUAUAUUCUCUUCGGUGUGUUUUUAUGGCUGGGCUCCUUCAUAGGCGCAUUCUUAAUGGACUACAUAGGACGCAAGAAAUUGAUGAUAAUUGGUGCCCUGAUUUGUGGUAGUAUGGCAAUUGGUGCUGGUGUUGUAUAUAACGACGUUAUAAACUUUAUGUAUUCAACUAAAAUGGGAAACCUGUUAAUUCUACUCUUCGUGAUGGAAUUGUUUGCAGGCGUUUUCAGUAGUUCAUCUUCAGCUUAUCUAACGGAGGCAUUUCCACUGCAUCUAAAGACUUACUACAUUGCUUUAUCCUACACGGUGCAAAUGUUUGUGUUGAUCAUAAUUACCUCAUGCAGUUAUGAUGAGAACAGUUUGGGCGCAUACUUUAUUACAUUUGGCGUAUUUUACGUGGUAGCAUGUUUACUGGGUUUAUGGUGUAUGCCUGAAACAAGGAAGCUUACCUUGCGAGAAGCACGAAGGAAAUUCGCACCAGUUUUAUACAGUUGGAAUGAAUAAAAUAAAACAUAGUAUUCCUUAACAGAAACUGUGAAAAUUUAUAUUUCAAUCGUUGCGCAAU
Molecule: messenger RNA, 1123 nt
Organism: Rhagoletis zephyria (snowberry fruit fly)
Lineage: Eukaryota; Metazoa; Arthropoda; Insecta; Diptera; Tephritidae
Biological process (GO): transmembrane transport
Cellular component (GO): membrane
Molecular function (GO): transmembrane transporter activity
Source: RefSeq, a predicted model, not a curated record